Sesamum indicum (sesame) is the source of this 3080-nucleotide messenger RNA. RefSeq names its product auxin efflux carrier component 7-like. Gene Ontology annotation, cellular component: endoplasmic reticulum; plasma membrane. The record is from RefSeq and is a predicted model, not a curated record. Gene Ontology annotation, biological process: auxin export across the plasma membrane; auxin polar transport. NCBI's taxonomy places the organism in Eukaryota, Viridiplantae, Streptophyta, Magnoliopsida, Lamiales, Pedaliaceae. Gene Ontology annotation, molecular function: auxin efflux transmembrane transporter activity.
UUUAUCAUUUUCUGCUCCAAUUCAAAUAUUAGUAACACUGACAGCAAUCCUCCAAGACCUGCCCAGCGCAACUCCCCCAUAUUAUUUUUUUUACGGAAAACCACACACAUAUAUAUAUGCUUAAAUAUAUUUUUGGAGGGCAGCAGCUCAUCACUUGUUCAACUGGUCCCAUAAUCCUAAAUCCUGCCCAGUUCGAUCAGUCACUCAAACGAAACCAAUUUCACUUCCCCCUAUAUAUACACACACACAUAUACACAUUAUCUUCUGUAAUUCCACUCUCUCUCUCUCUGUGUGUGUCCACAAGCUAUCGCCUUUCAUCUUUGAUUUGGCAGUGCAGCAGAAGAAGCACACAUCCCUUUAGUCAGUAAAGUUAGAAAUCAGCUUUUAAAGAUAAAACCCGAAUAAACUCUGGCACAGUGAAGGAGCAGUAAGAAAUAUUUUCUUUGGAAUAGGCAUUGUUGUGUUAUCUCGCACAACGACGUCGCAUUCUUCUACUUUACAGUUCUCAUUCAAUUGAAAUUUCCAUGUUUUCCCUCCUCUUUUUUUCUCUGGCUUUGUCGUCCGUCCGUCGUUCAGCUUCGAUUUCUCUUCCUUUGAGGUGCCUGAUUCAGUAGCUCCUUCAGCAGAGAAAAUCAUGAUAAGCUGGCACGAUCUUUACGUCGUUCUAACAGCAGUGAUUCCGCUGUAUGUGGCCAUGAUCCUGGCUUAUGGGUCUGUCCGCUGGUGGAAAAUAUUCACCCCAGAUCAGUGCUCCGGCAUCAACCGCUUCGUCGCCAUAUUCGCUGUUCCACUUCUUUCCUUUCAUUUCAUUUCCAAGAACGAUAUUUAUGCUAUGAACUUCCGCUUCAUCGCUGCCGACUCAUUGCAAAAGGUUAUCAUGCUUGUAGUUCUUGGAUUGUGGGCAAAUUUAACCAAAAAUGGCAGCCUUGAAUGGUCUAUAACCAUUUUCUCGCUUUCCACUCUGCCAAAUACUCUGGUGAUGGGCAUUCCUUUGCUGAUUGCCAUGUACGGUGAAUACUCCGGCAGCCUCAUGGUCCAAGUUGUGGUGCUCCAAUGUAUCAUUUGGUACACACUUCUGCUCUUUCUGUUCGAGUAUCGUGGCGCAAAAAUGCUGAUAAUGGAGCAGUUUCCCGAGACAGCAGCCUCAAUUGUGUCCUUUAAAGUUGAAUCCGACGUCGUCUCCUUAGACGGCCAAGAUUUUCUUGAAACUGAUGCUGAAAUUGGCAAUGAUGGCAAGCUUCAUGUCACUGUGAGGAAAUCCAACGCAUCCAGGCGCUCCUUUGGUCACGGAUCCUUCUCCGGGAUAACUCCUCGACCCUCAAAUUUAACAGGGGCCGAAAUUUACAGCCUGAGUUCUUCAAGAAACCCAACUCCCCGAGGGUCUAAUUUCAACCACCAAGAUUUUUACUCAAUGAUGGGGAUGGGGAGAUUGUCCAACUUUGGGAAUUCUGACACGGGUAGAUUGUCCAAUUUCAAUAUAGCUGAUAUGUAUUCAGUUCAAUCAUCAAGAGGCCCAACUCCGCGGCCAUCAAAUUUCGAAGAGAACUCUGCUCCAGGAGCCCUGAACAGUUCUCCAAAGUUCGGUUACUUUCCGCCACAGCCUGGGCCAACUUCUUAUCCUGCUCCAAAUCCAGAAAUUGCUUCGGCAAUGCCGAAAACCUCGAAAACCGUUCAGUCGCAGCACCAGCCUCAGGGAGGUAAGACUAACCAUGAUGCGAAAGAGCUUCACAUGUUUGUAUGGAGCUCGAGUGCGUCCCCGGUGUCUGAAGGAGGUGGCGGUCUACAGGUGUUUAGCGGCCCUGAUUUUGGUGCUCCCGAGCAAUCAGGGCGCUCCGAUCCAGGUGCAAAGGAAAUCAGGUUGUUGGUUAGUGAUCAUCCUCAAAAUGGGGAGGCUAAAGCUGUUCAGCAAAGUGGGGACCUUGGUGGAGAAGACUUCAGCUUCGCCGGUGCAGGGAGAGAUCAUGGGGAGGAGGAUAAAGAAAAGGAGGGUGCAACUGGGCUGUCCAAACUAGGGCCUGGCUCAACAGCCGAGCUUGACCCAAAGGUGGCUGGAGUUGAUGAUGCCGGAGCCAGGAAGCAUAUGCCACCAGCAAGCGUCAUGACACGCCUAAUCUUGAUCAUGGUCUGGCGUAAACUUAUCCGAAACCCCAACACCUACUCCAGCCUCAUUGGCCUAAUCUGGUCUUUGGUCUCAUAUCGGUGGAAUGUGCAUAUGCCCAAAAUUCUUGAAGAGUCAAUCAAAAUACUCUCUGAUGCUGGUCUUGGAAUGGCUAUGUUUAGUUUAGGUCUGUUUAUGGCCCUCCAACCGAAGAUAAUCGCAUGUGGGAACACGGUGGCUUCCUUCGCCAUGGCCGUCAGGUUUCUCACCGGCCCAGCAGUAAUGGCUGCAGCUUCUAUUGCUGUUGGCCUCCGCGGCACCCUUCUACAUGUCGCAAUUGUCCAGGCUGCACUUCCGCAAGGGAUCGUCCCAUUUGUUUUUGCUAAAGAGUACAACGUUCAUCCAGCAAUUCUUAGCACUGCGGUCAUAUUCGGAAUGCUGAUAGCGUUACCCAUCACGCUGGUCUAUUAUAUCCUUCUUGGUCUGUAAGAAUUUCGGACAAGGAGUUGAAGAAAAUUUAUGAAUGAAUGUGUCUAAAAAGCUUGAUGGGUUGAGUGGCUGUACCAACAACACAAACACUAGUGACCAACAGUGGAUUUUGAAAGUGAAGAAGGCAUGCCCGUAUAUAGAAUAUUAAUGCUUCUUCCCUGGAAUUUGGAGCGCUGGAUAGAUGUUUAGAUGAUUCCUUGAUGUGAGGAUAUGAUGCCCCCAAUUGCAGACAACAUAAAAUCGUAGAGAAAAAUAAUAUAUAUACAUGUGGAGGGGAACAUCGCAGAAGAAAUCAGGGAAGCAGAAAUUAUUAUCAUAGGAAUUUUUCUCCUUAAUCAUUGCGCAUGUUACUCAUUGAUUAGGAUUAAUCUUGUCAUUAUUAUAUCUAGUGCGUACUAUCCAUCUAUUAGUGUCUUAAAGAGGCCGAGAACACGAUUUAUUUCCGGUUUGUUGAUUAUUAGUGUAUUAAUUUAUUUAUUUCGCUUGCUUUCUA